Ailuropoda melanoleuca (giant panda) is the source of this 2497-nucleotide messenger RNA. It is a transcript of the gene NHLH1, whose product is annotated as nescient helix-loop-helix 1. The coding region runs from base 452 to 853 and encodes 133 amino acids. The record is from RefSeq and is a predicted model, not a curated record. Lineage: Eukaryota; Metazoa; Chordata; Mammalia; Carnivora; Ursidae. Gene Ontology annotation, molecular function: RNA polymerase II cis-regulatory region sequence-specific DNA binding; protein dimerization activity; DNA-binding transcription factor activity, RNA polymerase II-specific. The transcript is spliced from 2 exons. Gene Ontology annotation, biological process: regulation of transcription by RNA polymerase II.
GUCUGUGAGUGUGUGUGUCUAUGUCUGUGCGUGCGUGCCCCUGGCCCCAGUACCUGGCCAAGCCCACCUCCUCCACCUGGGCCCUAUAUCCUCACCAUGUGUGCCCCUCUCAUCGGCCCUGGAGCCUGUGCAGCCAAGCCACACUGCUGUCCCCGAGAGCUCUAGAAAGCUGGUCACUAACUUUGCAGACGGAUGAGCUCUGAGCAGCCAGAGGAGACCGGGGCUGUCAACGCUGCCCCCUGUCCUACCAGCGUGGAUCCCCUCACAGGGUCUUCCUAGGCUCGGGACUGGAACCCUGACCAUGGGACCUUGAAGUGGCUCUGACCUCCUCAGCUCAGUGGCAGACCCCACUCCCCCAGGCCCUUCCUGCCCCUCCCACAACCAGCUUGCCGGCUCCCACGGGGAGGGGUGGGGAGGGGACCCUGAUCUCACAGGGCAGGGGGCUUCCAUCAUGAUGCUCAACUCAGACACGGUGGAGCUGGACCUGCCUCCCACCCACUCCGAGACCGAGUCAGGCUUCAGCGACUGUGGGGGCGGGGCGGGCCCCGACGGGGCUGGGCCUGGGGGUCCCGGAGGGGGCCAGGCCCGGGGCCUGGAGCCGGGAGAGCCGGGCCGGAAAGACCCGCAGCACCUGAGCCGAGAGGAGCGGCGGCGCCGGCGCCGGGCCACCGCCAAGUACCGCACGGCCCACGCCACGCGGGAGCGAAUCCGCGUGGAAGCCUUCAACCUGGCCUUCGCCGAGCUCCGCAAACUGCUGCCCACGCUGCCCCCCGACAAGAAGCUGUCCAAGAUCGAGAUCCUGCGCCUGGCCAUCUGCUACAUCUCCUACCUGAACCACGUGCUGGACGUCUGACGCGGCCUGCCUCCGGCCUCGCGUGGGUCCCCCGGCCCCUCCUCUCCGCCCCUGCACCCCGGCACGGAGUCCCGCAGGCCCCGGGGGCAGGCAGGGUGCCCCCCCACCGCAGGUGCCCGCCGGCUGGCGGCUGGCGUGAGCCCGACCUCCUCUUACCGACUGGACCCCCGAGGGCGAUUCUCCUGUACCUCCCACCGAUUGUGGUUGGGGCCCAGCUGGUCAGAAAUGUUUGCCUGGGUGGUCGGUGCACAGUCCUUGCUGGGGUUCCUAAGCCGUCCCCCUAGCUCUCUCUCGGGCUGCUGCCUCUUCUACCCCUACGACCAAAUUUUCGGAGACCCCAGACUCUUGUCUGUCUCCCAUCCUCUUUCCAGCUUCUGCUGCCCAAGGGAAGGAGAAGCAUCCGCUCGGGAAGGGGAAGCCCGGGCUCCCGGUGAAGGGGGGCUUCUUCUCAGACAUCCCCGCCUAGCGCUGCGGGCCAGAGGGGGUGGGCAGGCAGGGGUCUCCUGAGACAGCUCCUGCCAGGGGAGUCUUAGUAGCCGGGAAUCACGGAAAAACUCUUCCUGUUUUCUCUCUCCUUCCUGAGGCUCCGCACAGACAGACCUCGGAUCUUACUUGGUACUGAGUGCCUUGCCCGCUCUGAGCUCCCUGUCCCUCCCACCCAGCCUCCCAAUUUUCUCCCUCCCUGUGCACAGCUGGAGAAAGGGAAACCUAGAUCCUGGAGGAGGGCAUGCUGGCCCCAGACUCAGCCCAGAGAACCAGCAGAGGGCCCAGGCAGUGGGUGAGCCCGGUCUCCCAUCUGCUUCCUCCGUCCCAGCCCACUGGGAAAAUGUGCAACACCCACCUGCCUUCCUCCCUCAGAUGCCCAGGGAAGUCUCUGUUACUGCCCUCUGGGAAUGCUCAGCUCUCUGGGACCUGGGGCCAGUUCAUUACAGAUAUAUUUUUUCUCCUUCCUUAAGCUUGCCUUCAGCAAGGGAAGACAAACCCCCACCCCGCCCCCCACUCCCAGGCUCUCUGCACCCCCCCAUGUUGCUUAGCCCCCUCUGCUCACUGCAGCCCAGGGUCAGCCGGGGAAUGAAGGGCCAGAGGGAGGGUGCAGAAGAGCUGAGCUCACUGCCCUUCCCGUGUUGCCUCUUCCCCCACACCAGGCUCCGCACUCUACAAGGAUAUUAUUUAUUUACGUAUUUAUUUAUUCCUCUAUUUAUUUACUUAUUUAUUUAUAAAUAUUACUAUUUAUUGCCGAGUUGUGCACUUUGGGGUAGAGCGAGGGGGCUCCUGGCAGUCCUAGCUGGGUCUCUCUUGCUUCCUCCCUGGUUACUCCUUUCCCUUUCUUACUCCUUCUGCAAACUCCAGGUGUGUGUGGGGAUCCAUCUGUACGGACACCCAGUCCUCUGGGAUGAUGCCCUUCCCCCAGCUCCAGCUCCGGGGCUCCUGGACCCUUCUGUAGCUCUCUCCAUCCCCAGACAGUUGCACCCCAGUCCUGCCUGCCUCUUUUCUCUCUCUAGCCCUCUCCCAUGACCUCUCACUUCUUCCUAAAACCCCCAACAGUGGGCCCUUGGGGUCUGUGUCCUGUGUCCUGUGUGUGAUCUCCUCCCAUUGCAUUUCUGAUUUCAUAUGAAAAGAAAAAUUAAAGUGACCUCGUUCUAG